UAUAACUAAGUCGUAACUGUCACCCUUAGUCAUCUAAAAAUGUCUAAUGUCAAAGAAAAGUUAAUAAAAUCCAAUAGGUACCUACUCUAUACUUUUUUCACAGUUCACUAGCAAGUUAGCAACUAGCAAUGAAAUCAUAAGCUAUAUUAUUAGAUAAUUCGGCUCGAUUAUUAAUUAAUGACUGUAGGAUAUAUCGGCUUAAUUUAAAGGCAAAUAAUCUAGGGCUAUGACAUAACUUACAUUUUUACUUAUUAUUUUUUUUAAUUUUUUCUCGGUAUUAGAACAAUAGGUGAAUUGAUUAAAACUUUAUAAAUGAUUGUUAAGAACUUUACGAUAUACAUAUCUCCCUAGCAACCCAAUUUUCUUCUUGGUUUUUCCUGUUUAAUAAGUGCCAUUGACACUACAUGAUAUUGUUUAUCUUAGAAGUGUAUUGUUAUAUUGGUAUAUGUUAUACGACGCGAUUGGCAUUAACCGGUCAGCUUUCGUGCUGUAUGGUUAAAUGAAAAAACAAUACAAAAGUUUUUCAAAUCAAUUAAACAAAAGUAUUUUGAUUGGUCUGAGAAAAGUUAAUGUAAUUACAUUUAAGUUUUUAAGUAACUUAAACAAUGGAUGACUUCCCAAUUUUUCAAAAUAUUUCUUGGUGCAAACAUGAUUGGAGCCUUCCUAGUAUUACUGACCAAAAUAAAAAAUUACUUCAUCAUUGUACAACUCUACCACUAAUCAAACUCUCGGAUGAUGUGGAAGAAGUCAUAGAAAAUAGUAAAGCCUUCCCAGUUCGAUUUCCGAUAGAAACUGUUAGGUUGGACUAUUUAAAAGCUCUUAGACCAAUAAAAAGGCUGCAAAGGAAUAUUACAUCAACCUAUCCACUCAUACAUGAAAGAAUUCUGAUUCUGAUGGCUAAAUUUUUGAACCACAAAAGAGAAUUUGGAUCUGAUAUUGAGAAGGCUUUUUACGAAGACAUGACGGUGCCUGAGCUCAUAGACAGGAUAUUGAAAAAGAGAGCUCUAUUUUUUGUUGGACCACAUGACAAAUAUGGACUCCUUAAUGGUGAAAAGGGAAGAGGUGGCUGGGAAGAAAUUGGUACAUCAAAGGAAAAACCGCCGCUCGUGCUGGAGAAUUGUUUGAGUUAUGAUGAAAUGAAAAUUUCCUCCAUGGUGUAUGUGAGUGGUUACACCGAAUGCAUCAAUAAUGGUACCAGACGUAAUAAAGGUGUUUUCAGUAAUGAUGCUGAAGAAGAAGCUGUAAUAAUAGGUUUAAUUGGUCCACGCUUCGUUCGCCCUGGUAAGAUGGACUGUGAGGAUAUCCUCAUAACUAAAGAUCAGAACUGUCCAGAGAAUGGGUACGGGGAAAAAAAAGCGGGAAAUGAUUUCAAAAGGUUUAAAGCAGACCCAACUUCACAAUCAAUCCAAACUGCCAAGCAGAAUUUAAGGGAGAUGUGGGCAGAAUUCUAUGAGACAUCCACACCUGUAUACAGCGAAAGUUUCUUUAACGAAAUUAAAAAUAAAACCAAUCAAGAUACAGACAGAUACAAACACGUUGUGAAAGGAAAGAAAGUCAAUGGUAUAUUCGACAAUGAAGUGUAUUACAAGAGGAUCCGUGUGCUCGCCGAAGUGACUCUGAUCGAGGCGGAGUUCAGAGCUAGGGAGAGCGGGAAGAAUGCGUUUGUGAAUGUCAUUGGAUGUGGGCUCGGUAUAUGGAUGAUAUCAAAACAUCAAAAUGAUGCUUACAUUCUGACAUUCUUGGAGAGAAUGAGUACCUUUCUUAAGAAAGACAUGUUGAAUCAUGUCACGGAUGUAAACUUUGGUUACAUCAAAUGCAGUCGUGAUAUUGAAGCUUUAUUUAAAGACAAAAGCGAGAAAGGUGUGAAAAAAACUGUUUCUUAAGAGUAAAACGCAUCCAAAAGGCGGUAUCAGCGUGCAGCUGGAGAACCGCGAGCCGUCGUCGCGUCUGCCGCCCGCGCACGCCGGCAAGCUGCUCGUGCUCACGUACCCGUGGGACAGCAACGCGCAGCCGGGGAACGAGUUCUGGUAUGGUAAGCUUCAUACAUCGGGCGACCCGGCGGCUGCAUGUUCCACACAAGUGUCGGAGCUGCACAACGCGCACGUCAACCCCGCCGUGAGUGCAUCCAACACGCGCGUCUUGGGCAGCCGCGGUCUUAAGACGCUCUCCGAUUACUGUCUCGCUCUAACCGCCUAGGUCAGAGCAAGACAAACAUACCACAACAGACUUACCUCUAUGCUUCACUGUAUAUAUUAUAAAGCUUCAGAAGCUGUUUACACUGAGAAAGUUUAUGUUACGAAACAACUUGUGACAGUGUUAUGUCACUCUAAAAACAUGGUAUUGAGUUAAAUACAACUAUAGUUGAUUUUUAGUUCACUAACAAUGUCCGUCCUACGCCGAGGCUCACCAAAGGUUUCAUCCAUCCAUUUUAAUAAAGGAAAUAUAUUUGUAAUAAUAAUAUAAUAGAUCAUAGAUCAGAUGUUAUUGUUAAAGUGCUCAUAUUCGUAACAUAUGACAAAUAUUAUAUAUUUAUAUGAUAUUUUUAAAAUUUUAACUAAAAAUAUUUAAUUAAGGAAAUCAACUACAAACAAUAUAUAUAUUAAUAAGAAAUGAGAAUUAUUAUUUUUUGUAAUUUAUGUGGUAACUUUGCAAUCUUUAUGACAAGAAAAUUAUAAUAAGAAAUAUAAACUAUAAAUAAUGGCAUCUAUUUUAAAUAGUGAAAUAGUACAUGUACCAAUGUUCGAGAUUAUUCAAUAUCACGGCAUUAUAGUAAAAAAAAAGAGAAAACGUAAAUAAACAACUAUGACAUUGACGUGACAUGACAUUAGAGUUUAAUUAGUGAGGAAAAGUAAUAAAUUAAUUACUUGUUGUAAACUGUUCUUCAAAUUGUAUAAUUUUCAUUGUUGUAAUGAUAAAUUUUGAUAUUUCACAUAAUUACAAAACGUAAUUAAACACUUGAGACAAUUUUAA
Molecule: messenger RNA, 2970 nt
Organism: Vanessa atalanta (red admiral)
Lineage: Eukaryota; Metazoa; Arthropoda; Insecta; Lepidoptera; Nymphalidae
Exons: 11
Coding region: 606-1883 (425 amino acids)
Source: RefSeq, a predicted model, not a curated record